Lepisosteus oculatus (spotted gar) is the source of this 2368-nucleotide messenger RNA. RefSeq names its product homeobox protein Hox-A4-like. Lineage: Eukaryota; Metazoa; Chordata; Actinopteri; Semionotiformes; Lepisosteidae. Gene Ontology annotation, biological process: regulation of DNA-templated transcription. Gene Ontology annotation, molecular function: sequence-specific double-stranded DNA binding; DNA-binding transcription factor activity, RNA polymerase II-specific. The record is from RefSeq and is a predicted model, not a curated record.
AAAAUGAUGACAGGUAACGCGCACACAGACAACCCCCCCUCCCCCGCAGGCCCCGCACGCCGCCUCGGCCCUUAAACACCCGCGGCGCCGCCGGACACCGCAGUGCUGUCGGAACGAACCCGGAGUCGAGCGGCGAGGACGAACUGACACUUGGCGUCUGCAGGGCCCCGGCAGUUGGAAACCGCGGACGCUCGCCGCCCGUCUCUGCUUUCUGGGAAGACCGGCGGGGAGAGGCGGUUCAAGAAGAAGGAUUUGGCAUCAGUUCUUUCUGAGGAGUGGUGGUGGUGGGGUGGAAAGAACGCGUUUUUCUUUAAAUUAAAAAAAAACGUAUUUUGUAACGCUUCUAAACCGGGAGAAAUGGAGGAAUGGAACUCGCUUCCGAACUACAGCUCCGCCUAUCACACCUACGCUUACGGCAUGACCUACCCGCCGCCGCCCGUCCAGAAUCACCCGUCCUUGGGCUGGAGCGGCACCGGCUUCACCCCCUCCGGCUCGGACGGCCUCUUCCUCGACGUCCCGCCGACGGCACCCCAGAAUGCCCUGCCUCAGGACGCCACCCGUGUUCCCGGGGUCCCGCUGGCUGGAUCCCCGAGCGACUCCUCCAGCGAGACGGAGCCCAGCACCCCCGACUCCUGGAGCUCGCCCAGCACCGACGAGAGCUACGCCCUGAGGCCCCCUCCUGCGCCCUGCAGCCCGGCUGAGACUGCCUGCGCCGAGCCCGCACCCUGCAGCCCGGCUGAGACUGCCUGCGCCGAGCCCGCACCCUGCAGCCCGGCUGAGAUUGCCUGGGCUGAGCCCGCGUCCAGCAGCCAGGCUGAAGGUGUAGGGGAGCAGGGGGCUCUGCUGGAGCCAGGCCCGGCUCUGGCGGCCGGGAAACGCUCCCACAGACUCCGCAUGGCCUACUCGGAGAGACAGGUCAUGGUGCUGUGCGAGUGCUACAUGAUCAAGAUGUACCUCACUCCAGCAGAGAUGAAGAGCCUGGCUGACAAGAUCGGACUGUCUUACAAACAGGUUAAGUCCUGGUUUCAGAACCGCAGGAUGAGAGAAAAGAGGCUGCAGAAGAAAAUGACCAGUGGGGGGGAGCUGGUCCUCAGUUCUGUCUAUCCCAGUAUUCAAGCUCAGGCAUCAAAAGGGCCAAGCUCUGUGUACCCUAAGAUUUCUCCACAGACCUCAGAAAGCCUCAGCUCUGUGUACCCUGAUAUUUCACCUCAGAUGUUGACAGAUCCCACCUGUCCUUACUCCAGUAUUCCACAUCAGCCCCUGGAAAGCUCCAGUUCUGUGUACCCCAAUAUUUCACCUCAGGUCUUGGUAAACCCCAGCUGUUGUUAUCCCAGUAUUCCACCUCGUAUCUCAGAAAGCCCCAGCUCUGCGUAUCCCUAUAUUCCACCCCAGUUUCGGGGCUUUUACUCCACAAGCCAGUUUGGGAACCAGGGGUAUUUCAAAAAGAAUCCACCACCCUACUACCCCUCUCAGCCCUGUUAUCCCUCCCGUGUGAAUGUGGCCGCUGGGUCUCUGGAGAGCUGGGCGCUGCCUUCUGCUGGGCGCUUCAAGUAUGGCAGCCUGAACGGUCCCAUUAGAUACAGCGGCAAAGUCAUCGGCUACGAGUGCAGCACUGCUCCUCUCCAGCCCCAGGCCUCUGCCACGCUCCCCCAGUGGGGAGGAGAGGAGCUGCAGAUCCCGGCCUCCUUCAGGAAGUGAAUUCUGCACUUUUCACGUCUUUUCCUUUUUUUAAGUACACACCCAUUUUUAUGACUUUAAGUGUUGGGGGGUGGAUGGGUGGGUGUAGUCUAUUGUAUAGUUGUAACUUUUUUAACAAGUUAAAGGGUGUGUACAUGGAGUGGCGGCGAACUUGUAAGGCUUUGUUGGAUGACACUGGAUGAUGACAUCUUGUGCUUAAAUGUUUUUAUUUUUUUAACUUCAGCAACGAGUCACGUUGUGAUAUUGUAUUUUGUAACCUUUGUGUGAAAUAUACCUACUUUUUAUGUGGCAGACAACUUUUGAUGCUGGCUGUUGUAGUUGAAAAGUUCUCCUCCUCCGUGUUCGAAACCCACAGUGUCUGUCUUGUAGGGCGACGCUACCCAGGUACUGCUGGGGGAUCAGCCCCAGACCUCUGCCGCGCCCCCCAGGAGGGAGUGGUGAACCACAGUUCUUCACCUUCUCCGGAAACUGACGAAGCCUUGUUAAUGUUUUCCUCUUUAAAAUGAUGUACCAUUUGUUUUAUUUUGCACUUCGUGGGGAGUGGUGUGGGGUUUUGCAUCGUUUAAAUCUUGUACUCUUUAAAAAUGUACACAGGUCUCUGUGACUUGAUUCAAACAGGUGGGGGAGAACAUUUGAAGCUUUUUUUGGAUGAAACUGAAUUGAGAAAUAU